Neoarthrinium moseri is the source of this 945-nucleotide messenger RNA. RefSeq lists its product as uncharacterized. The transcript has 2 exons. The record is from RefSeq and is a predicted model, not a curated record. Lineage: Eukaryota; Fungi; Ascomycota; Sordariomycetes; Amphisphaeriales; Apiosporaceae. Bases 1 to 945 code for a protein of 314 amino acids.
AUGCUUUCCAAAACUGGUAUCCUCAUGGCGCUUGGCGCCUAUGGAGGUUUGGCUGCCGCCCUGCCUACGGAAGAUGUGCCCGCAGCGUUGGAACGCGCAUUUAUUAAUCCCAGCUUUAACCACACAGAGCAUCUAGAGCUUGCUUCUCGCGCGGCAGGGUGCGGAGAUCCUCCAGCUGAAAAUCCACGUGCCCUAUGUGGAGCGUUGUUCCAAGGUGACUGGAAGGCAGCUGCUUUAGCCGCUGCACCGCAAUUCAACUUUGCCCGCGAGAACCCAAGCUACGAGGCCUGCUACCCUGAGGGGGCGACGAAUACCAAGGGUGAUGGGAUCAACCCCGGCACCGGAGCACCCAACGGCCUCAGUCCCGGCAAGGACUGCACCAACCCUGGAAAAUACACCGGCUCGUUCUCAGAUGGAGAUCCUUUUCCCGUUUACGUGGAUAUUCGUUACUGCGACGGGCCGCAGCCCACCUGGCGUAUUCUGUACAAUCUCUACUACGUCCAUGACUCGACCCACAAGCAUGAUUGGGAGGUAGCUGCCGUUGUGUGGAAGAAAACCAACCACGAGGGGUGGUGGACUCGUCACGCCGUUGUCAUGUCCAUGCACAGUAAAGAGAAGAACUACAAGUGGGAAGACCUAUUUACGGUGGACGGACCGGAAGAUAAGAAGCGAGUCGAGAAGGACGGUGGCCAGAAGCGCAACCAUCCCAACCUCUACAUUGGCAUGUGGAAGAACGGCUUCUUCUACAACCAGAAGACUUCCUGUCACGGGCAGUGGUGCUCCACCAACGACGACGAGUACCGCAGCAACGACUGGGUCCGCAUCCCUACCGCCAGUGAGCUCAGGGCCGCCUCGGACCUCAACAAGGACUGGAAGUGGGGUGGCACGACGAAGCCCUACGACCGUAUGUUGAAAGCUUGCGACUGGGAGAUCCCAGCCAUUUAG